UACGCGGAUGAAACCGGAUGAGAAAAAAAAACGCUUGACAGUAAACACCAUCGGGUGCCACCGACACAAUAAAGGUGGUCUGUGCAGUAUUUAUAUCAGCUUAUUGUCAUCAAUGAUACAUUUAUAUCCAGGAGGAGUCGUUUGAGUUGCGGGGAGCUGUUUGGAAAAUGGAGCAUAUCCGAACGCCAAAGGUGGAGCAGGUGCGGCUGUUGGAUCGCUUCAGCAACAAAUCCACCAACGGCACUUUGUAUCUCACAGCGACACACCUCAUAUUUGUAGAGAGCACCUCCAACAACUCACCAACAGCCACUCACGAGAUAUGGAUCUUGCACCAUCACAUAGCCUCUGUGGAGAAGCUGUCCCUGACCACCUCAGGCUGUCCUCUGGUUAUUCAGUGUCGUAACUUCAGAGUUGUUCACUUUGUGGUGCAGAGAGAGAGAGACUGCCAUGACAUCUACAGCUCGCUGCAGCACCUUCUACAGCCUGUUGCCUAUGAGGAUCUCUACGCAUUCUCCUACAACCCCAAACAGAACGACCAGCAGAGAGAGGAAGGAUGGCAGCUCAUCGACCUGGGGGCAGAGUUUGAGAGGAUGGGUGUCCCCUGUGACCAAUGGCAGCUUACCGACAUCAACAGAGACUACAAGAUUUGUGAAACAUAUCCUCGUGAGCUAUAUGUUCCGAUCACUGCCAGUAAACCGAUCAUUGUGGGGAGUUCCAAGUUCAGAAGUAAAGGACGCUUUCCUGUGCUCACAUACUUCUACCAAGAGAAGAAGGCAGCAGUGUGUCGAUCCAGCCAGCCUCUGUCUGGGUUUAGUGCACGAUGCCUGGAGGACGAGAGCCUUCUGCAGGCCAUCAGCAAGGCCAAUCACAACAGCCGAUUUCUGUACGUCAUGGACACUCGGCCGAAGUUGAAUGCACUCGCUAACCGAGCAGCAGGCAAAGGCUACGAGAACGAAGACAACUACUCCAACAUCCGCUUCCAGUUUGUAGGCAUCGAAAACAUCCACGUAAUGAGGACCAGUCUGCAGAAAUUACUCGAAGUUUUAGGGACUCGGUCUCUGUCCAUGAGUGACUACCUGGUUGGGUUAGAGAGCAGUGGCUGGCUGCGGCACAUCAAAGUCAUAGUAGACGCAGCAAUUUUCCUUGCAAAGGCGGUGACGGUGGAAGGAGCCAGCGUGUUAGUCCACUGUUCAGAUGGAUGGGACAGAACGGCCCAGGUCUGCUCCUUGGGGGCGCUGCUCAUGGAUCCGUACUACCGAACCAUCAAGGGCUUCAUGGUGCUGAUAGAAAAAGACUGGAUCUCCUUUGGCCACAAGUUUGCAGACAGAUGUGACCAGUUGGACGGGGAUCCAAAGGAAGUGUCGCCGAUCUUCACUCAGUUCCUUGAGUGCGUCUGGCAGCUGAGUGAGCAGUUCCCACAGGCGUUUGAGUUCAGCGAGUGGUUCCUGCUUCAGAUCCACGAGCACGUCCACUCUUGUCAGUAUGGCAACUUCCUGGGCAACAGUCAGAGACAGAGGGAGGAGCUUCUGCUGAGAGAGCGCACUCACUCACUGUGGGCUUUUCUACUGAGCGAACAACAGAUCUACUUGAAUCCGUUCUACAGUCCUGCGUAUUCUGAAGUGCACCCCGUGCUGGAACCCUCUACCCUGCCAUACCACUUCAAGUUCUGGAGGAACAUGUACCACCAGUUUGAUCGGUCCAUGCAUCCGCGCCAGUCGAUCCUGAAAACCAUCCUGACUCUGAGGGAGAACAGCUGCAAGACGGAGAGCACGCUGCAAGCACUGCAGAGUAGGCUCCACCAACUUGGAGUGACCCCUGUUGUGCCCUCUGACCCUCCUGCAACUCCUCCCACCAGAGAUCAGCGCUCCUCAUCAAAGCCCAUCGCUCUUCCACCGCGUCCCGACUCCCUCAUCCUGGGAGCACCCAUUAGCCAGAAGGAGGUGCAGCAACAAGAAGAGGAAGACGAGCAGGAGGAAGUGGGGGAGGAGGCCACGGAGAGCACUGACACAGAACGGACAGUAGAGGGCAGCAGCGGCACAGAGAGCAGGAAGCAGAGCUAUGGAGAGCUGGAGGGGAAAUACAACAGUGAUCUGGCCAAAGGAGAGCCAGCUGUUGUCAGCCUGGAGUUUGGAGUGGCACGUAUGACCUGCUGAGACAAAAUGGGAAUUGUGGAAUACCGAGGGACAGGGAAUGUGUCACGUGAUGGGAUUGCUGUUGUUGUGUAUGUGAUUAUAUAAUGGUCCUGAAAGGACGGACUGGAUGAAGGUGUGUGUCUGUAUAGUCUAAAUAAUCUCUAUGGAAAGCCCGGAUAUGUCGUUUACUGCACUUAUAGGGGAAAAAGUCAUUUUUUAUGGAUGUUGAAAAGUAUAGAAAGUUAAUGAUUACGAUGAGAGAAUAAAUUCAUCUGGAAAAA
Thalassophryne amazonica is the source of this 2413-nucleotide messenger RNA. It is a transcript of the gene mtmr6, whose product is annotated as myotubularin related protein 6. The record is from RefSeq and is a predicted model, not a curated record. Gene Ontology annotation, biological process: dephosphorylation. The transcript is spliced from 15 exons. Bases 168 to 2153 code for a protein of 661 amino acids. Gene Ontology annotation, molecular function: phosphatidylinositol-3,5-bisphosphate phosphatase activity. NCBI's taxonomy places the organism in Eukaryota, Metazoa, Chordata, Actinopteri, Batrachoidiformes, Batrachoididae. Gene Ontology annotation, cellular component: nuclear envelope.